AGUACGCUACAGUCAUAUGUGCACUUUCACUUUCCAAAAGUAAUUUGAAGUGGCCUUCCGUGCUGGCGGGAGAUCUAUUUUAUCUUCGAAAAUAACAAUAACAACAUGUUGUAGGCCUACAGAUGAAAACGUUUUGAUUGCGUCCAUCGUCCAAACUGGAAUGUAGACUAUUUUCGUCUCGAAUGCUUUUGCGCGUCUAUCGUCUGAAUGAAUCUAUCCACCCUGGGCCUGUAUUGAAAUGUAAAUAGCCUACAAUCAUACUUUAAUUUCUGAAUCUAUAUGUGCAACCCAAUUUGAACCGGUUCGUUAAUUAUUAAACUGUUAAUAAUAUUCAGUCACAUGGUAAAUAUAUAGCAUUUUUUUUUCAACAAAGAAAACUGAAUCGAAGAGGUGAACUGCAUUUGCGAUCGGCGCCAAUGGACCCGUUGGAUUUUUUGACAGAUAAGCAGUUACUGCAGUUUUUCCGCUGUAGUAGGACAGAAAUGUCGUGCAUGGAGCAACCACACACCUUUCUUAACCAGCUCCGAGACCACCACUUCAUUCCAGAGAAAAUGUACAAGAAGCUGAUUCAGUGUAGGAGUAAGGAGGUGAGGGAGAAGGGUGUGUACCAGGUGUUGGACUGGGUGGAGUCAGAGAGGCCCGACAGCAUCAAGGUGUUCUGGAACUGUGUGUUCAGGGACCACCUCCUGCAGCAGUACCCCACGUUACGCCUGCUACGAAACCGCCUGCUGGGCGGGUCGUUCACAUUUUAUGAGAAACUGCCAGAGAAGGUGGAGAAGGAAGAGGAGGAGGAUAAGAAGAAGAAGGGUUCAGUGGAAGGAGAAGAGGAAGACGAGGAGGAAAAGGAGACACGAAGGAAAAAGAGGAACCAGAAAAAGAGAAGUGAGAGUGCGGAGGAGCAGCCCAGCACGUCCACCCAGUCCAACCCCAGUCAGAAGAGGAAAGUUCAGAGGCCCAAAUACUCUUCUCCUUUCAGUAAGAAGGAGAAAGCUGACAUCUGGACCUGGCCCAUCUACAAGACCCAUCUCCCAGUCACCUGUGGGGACAAAGAAGGCACGCUCAACAGGGACAAGCUGGCCAAAGGGGAGAGGUGCAUUGUGGUCCAGGGUCGAUGGUUCAUCCCAAGUGGCUUUGAGGAGUUUGGGGGGAAGAAGAGCAGUAAGAACUGGAAGUACAGUAUCCGCUGUAGAAACACCACUCUGGGAAAACUGAUCCAGGAAGGUCAUUUAACUUCACCAGACUUUAAAAGAAGAAAGAGUGCACAGGCCAAGAAAGCACUGUUUCCCUCCAACCAAUCAAUGGGCUCAAUCACAGAAUCUAAGGAGGAUGACGAUGAUGAGGAGGAAGAAGAAGCUGAGCAGGAAAAAGAGGAAGUCUUCAAAGUCACCUGUGGAGCCAUCAAUGGAAUGCUACAUAAGGAUCGGUUUGCAUCAGGGUCGUGUGGAAAGAGCAUCCGUACGGAGCUGUGCUGGAUGACCCCGGUGGAGUUUGUGACGGGGCGGUCAGCUCUGGAAGAUCCUUCCUGGAAGAAAGACAUCCAGUGGGACGGGAAACCACUCAACGUCCUCAUCGAGAGUAAGAUCUUGGUAAUCCACUCUCUCCUGUGUAAGUGCAAGCUGUGCAGCUCCACGGCCAAAGACAGGCAUGAUCACGAUAACGAUGACGACUGCUUCAUCUGUAGAAGCCAGGGCAGCUUGAUAUGCUGUGAUGAGUGUCCUCGCUCCUUCCAUCAGAGAUGUCAUCUUCCUAAUGUGGAUGGCGCCAUGAUGGGGGAUGAUUGUCAAUGGAUGUGUACAUUCUGUGUACUGAGGGCCAGUCAGUCGUGUCACUACCCCAAACAAAUGACCUACCAGGAAGCCUUAACCUGCCGAAUCUCUGACCACCUACUGGAAUGCCAGUACCUCCUGCUGUGUCUAUACCAAGCGGACAAGGACCACAUCUUUGUGGCAGAUCCUUGCAUCCACGUGAGAAACUACACCAGUGUGAUAAAGACCCCUAUAUGGCUGGACAGGGUUGUGGAGAAGCUGCAGCAGAAUCUCUACCAAACAGUUCAACACUUUGUGUCUGAUGUGUGGCUUAUCUUCACCAACUGUGCCACAUUUAACAGGGAUAAUGCAGAGUUCCGUGGAAUGGGCAAAAGAUUGAAGGAUCUAUUUGAGAGAGAGUUCAAGAGUACAUUCAGCAUCCAACUUCAGCAUCCAACUGCAUCCAACAGCCAGUAGAGCCUUCAUCAAGUCUGUACUGUUAUCUCACUAUGAGACAACAGGGAAUAUUCACCAUGCCCUGGUCUUUCUAUACAGCCUUCAUACAGACUUGCAUGUACAUUAUUAUCCAUCUAGUCCUUUCAUUAAUUUCUUUCAUUCGUUCUAGCAAUCAAAAUGGGUGUGUGAUAAUAAUUGAAAUAGAAUGGUGGUGAUAACAUUGCAUUUCACACAGUAAAUGUUGCUUUGCUAACUUCUCAUGCAAGAGCCUUAGAAUUCCUCACCUUCCAGGUUCUUACUUCUGGUUAGGCCUCACUAGAUUCAUGUCCAGGGAUUCUGUCGAAAAUAAACUCAUGAAUUUCUAAAACAUUA
Salvelinus namaycush (lake trout) is the source of this 2573-nucleotide messenger RNA. RefSeq names its product nuclear body protein SP140-like. Gene Ontology annotation, biological process: regulation of transcription by RNA polymerase II. Gene Ontology annotation, cellular component: nucleus. The transcript is spliced from 15 exons. The coding region runs from base 417 to 2222 and encodes 601 amino acids. Gene Ontology annotation, molecular function: DNA-binding transcription factor activity, RNA polymerase II-specific; protein binding; DNA binding. NCBI's taxonomy places the organism in Eukaryota, Metazoa, Chordata, Actinopteri, Salmoniformes, Salmonidae. The record is from RefSeq and is a predicted model, not a curated record.